This is a messenger RNA of Durio zibethinus, 731 nucleotides long. RefSeq names its product RPM1-interacting protein 4 (RIN4) family protein (gene NOI). The record is from RefSeq and is a predicted model, not a curated record. NCBI's taxonomy places the organism in Eukaryota, Viridiplantae, Streptophyta, Magnoliopsida, Malvales, Malvaceae. Gene Ontology annotation, cellular component: plasma membrane.
AACGCCGUUUAUCUGAAAUCCUAAUUUUGUUUUUUUUUUUUUAUUCUCUUUUCUGUUCAUAUUUUUCCUCCCAAAAAUUUCGCUUCUUUUUUAUCAUUCUCUCUCUAAAAAGCUCUAGUUUUCUCUCUCUAAUAUCCUCUAUCAAUCUCUUUCUUCAUAAGAAAAGUUUCUCUAUCGAGAGAGAAUUCAUGUCGGACAAGGGUCGGCCAUUGCCAAAAUUUGGUGAAUGGGAUGUCAAUGAUCCUGCAUCAGCUGAGGGAUUUACUGUGAUCUUUAACAAGGCAAGGAACGAGAAGAAAACAGGUGGCAAACCCGAGUCACCAGAAAAGGCUGAUCCUCAUGUUAAGUCUGGAGUAGAUCCUGGCAAACCUCAGCCUAGAAAAUGGCUUUGCUGCAUUCAAGCCCCUCCCGCAGAAUCUUGAUGAAGUCCUGCCUGUAUAAGAGCUUCGACAAGUAUGUUCAAGCCCCAUCAUAUACUCGUAAACAAGAUGGGAUUUAUAGGGCUGUGAUAAGCCCUUCUGGAAUUUGUCUUUUUGUGUGUAAAAUUUAAUUCUGGUGAGAGGAAAGAGCAAAGAAGGACAAACGCUUACUGCAUCAAUAUGUACUGAUUUGGUGGGUUAUUAUUAGAAGUUGAGUUAUUUCUUCUUGUCUUUGCCUUUUCUGUGUUAUAAGCUGUAGAGCUUUUGUGUGACAUAUUCUUUCAUGUUAUACAAGUGAUUGGCCUGUUUGUC